UGGUGGCGGCUGCACCUGAGGCUGCUGUGACGUUAGGAUGAACGCGCCUCCCGCCUUCGAGUCGUUCUUGCUCUUCGAGGGCGAGAAGAAGAUCACCAUUAACAAGGACACCAAGGUACCCAAUGCCUGUCUGUUCACCAUCAACAAGGAAGACCAUACGCUAGGAAACAUCAUUAAAUCGCAGCUGCUGAAGGACCCACAGGUGCUGUUUGCUGGCUACAAAGUCCCCCACCCCUUGGAACACAAGAUCAUCAUCCGCGUGCAGACCACACCAGACUACAGCCCCCAGGAGGCCUUCACCAAUGCCAUCACAGACCUCAUCAGCGAGCUCUCCCUGCUGGAAGAGCGAUUCCGGGUGGCCAUCAAAGACAAGCAAGAAGGAAUCGAGUAGUGGGCUGCACCCCGCCCUUCCCCAGGCACCAGGUGGACAAAAGCACUUCCUCCAGCCGUGGGCCUCCU
Molecule: messenger RNA, 459 nt
Organism: Kogia breviceps (pygmy sperm whale)
Lineage: Eukaryota; Metazoa; Chordata; Mammalia; Artiodactyla; Physeteridae
Gene: POLR2J
Product: RNA polymerase II subunit J
Biological process (GO): transcription by RNA polymerase II
Cellular component (GO): RNA polymerase II, core complex
Molecular function (GO): protein dimerization activity; DNA binding
Source: RefSeq, a predicted model, not a curated record